This is a messenger RNA of Lachancea meyersii CBS 8951, 2499 nucleotides long. The record is from the annotation of a GenBank genome assembly. NCBI's taxonomy places the organism in Eukaryota, Fungi, Ascomycota, Saccharomycetes, Saccharomycetales, Saccharomycetaceae.
AUGAGCUCCAAAUUGGACUACUUGCGAAGUUCAGAAGACGGGUACAUUUCACAACUAGAGCAGUUGCAGCGUUUGCUCGAACCUCGGCAGACGGGACCCAGCUUGUCUAGCUGUGACCCGUUGAGUCAAGUUCUGCAGCAGUCCAAAGUGUUGAGCGGUACUUGUAGGACAUUGGUGCAGAGACAUGCCGUGUUAGCACAGCAAUGGCGUGGCUCGCGUGAAAAUGCAGAAGCUGUACUUACCAGCUGGCUGGAAGACCUCGAACUGGAGCGCUGUUAUUCGUCGCUGUUCAAUGGAUCUGAAACCCUCAUCUUUGGGUUAAAAGCACCUCUGCGGCAGUUUUCACCUACCUCAGAGUUUACUCAGCUUCUGCUGGUGGCAGCUAAAAGGUUGCAACAGAUAGCAUUGCUGUGCAGCCCUCAGAAUACCAGGGCAUUGAUUUUGGUAAAGUCAUUCGAAGACCACUUCAGGGCCCAGUGGAACAAAACGGACCGCUCUUCGUUCAAGUAUGACCAGGUAAGAGCAUUGGUAACUGGAACUCACAGUUUGGUAAGCCCUCCGUUGAUAGACGCAGCGCAAUCAACGAAAAGAGACUAUUUUACUCUCGAUUUGCCCAAGAUGGGCUACCAGAACCUUUUGGUAGAGUUGUUCCAGCUUUCUAACGGAGAACUUGGCGUCUUCGAAGUCAAUUCGGGACUAGUCACGCCCGCGUCUAUGGAGCAGAUUUCAAGGCUUGUCCUCGUAAGUCGAAACUUCAAGUCAGUGGAGCUGGGUAGAUCUCUCCUCUUCCCAACUCUCCGGAAAAAUGACCUUCAAAUCAUCUCCACAGGUCGUGGGAAGGUCGAACUGAAAACAAAAGCUGGCAAUGGCGUUUUACUCUCUCUAACUGCACUUGAAUCUACGCAGUGGGAAGGCAAUUGGCAGAUUUACCUCGAAAGCAUGUUUUCUAAAGCAUCCUUGCCUUCCGAAAGGCAGACCUUCACUUCAGCAUCAUUGGUCAAGUCCACGCAUCCAUUGCAGAGCUUUAAGCUUAAACAUGAUAAGUUGACGACCCUACGUCCUGAAAAUAUCGCUGGCCUUGGUGUGAGUUUAACCCGCUGUGCAGAUCUCAACACGGGUGCUGAAAGGCGUCACGAUACUUUACUACACAAAUCAAAACCCUUGGACACUUUUCCAACAUCUCCAGCUUCGUCCCUGCAUCCAUUGGAAGAUUUAGAAGACCUUGGUUGCGAAUCGUUACUGAGGUUGAACGAAGACAUUAGCUUAGAAGGGUCGCCGUUCUCACAGUGUGAACCACGUUUCAGCGAGGAGAACUUCAAGAGAGUCAACUCCGAGUCUUCAGUAUCGCGGAAUGAAAUCUCUAUUGGUGAGUUAGCAGAAGACUGUGAGAGCAUUCUUUCAUCUACUGGCGAAGAGAAAGAAGAGGAGCCGUUCGACCUAAGCUCCGAAUUUCACCGACCACAGCUAACCAAAAGAAAGUCGUCGUCGUUGUUAAGUCUCUUUAGCUCUAACAGAUCAAAGACGUCAUUGAAAAAUACAAAAGGCUUGACAUUGGAUUUGCCAUCUGGCAAUUCGACUUCAAGCUUACUAAAAUUACCUAGACCAGAGCCUUCUAACAUCAAACCACAUGCAACUGCUAAGCGGGAUGAGUUCUGUACUCUGCCAGCAGGAAUUGAUAUUCAAGAAGGCUUCCGAAUUUGCGACCAUGAGGUCAAGGUCUCUUACUGGCAUGAGGACUGCUGGAAGGCGAUAUCCAAGAACUCACUGUGCUUCAAACUACACGAAACCGCUGACGGUAAAGUUCUGUGCUUGCUCACGAGCUUCGGUGAUGCUCAACGAACAAAACUCUGCGCGGCUGUUACACCUGAUUGGAAAGUAACAAGACCAGCAGCUCAAGAUCUUCAACUGAGAGUUCCUAGCAGCAGCUUCAUCUGUUCUGUUCUGCCAGCUGGGCCUUCCGUCAUCAGUUUGAGAUGUCCGCAAAUCGAAACACUGAUCAAUACAUUACAUCACUGCAUCAGACAGAAUCUUCCAUCCAAGAUUAGAGCUUCAAAUACCUCGGGCACUCUGUCUACGACCUCAUCUACCUUUAGUGGGUUGGAUAAAUCUGUGUCGCGUUCGGACACAGCAUCGACGGGCCUUUCGUCAAUUGCGCACGACACUUUUAGUCGUUAUAAGAUGCAAACUGCAUCCCUUUUGCUUCUGUCUAACGUGAAAAUUAGACUGCAUCAAAGAAAUGACAAGGCGGAAUGGGAAAUUCAAGACAAAGGACUGCUAGACUUGUACUCGCAAGAAAUUCAGGGCCACGUUUUGGCGAUGAAAUUUGAUGUUAUCAUGGGUCAGUCAAGAAAGCAGGAAUUCGUCAGCAAGAUCUGCGACAUUAGAAGAAUUGGAAGAACGGGAAUUUCCCUAGUUCACGGAAACAAUGAUUAUCUGGUCGAAUUCAAGAACCAGAUUGUGGCAAACGAAGUGUUCAAAUUAAUAUCAUGCUUGAUGUAA